Messenger RNA from Leptopilina boulardi, 784 nucleotides. RefSeq lists its product as uncharacterized. The record is from RefSeq and is a predicted model, not a curated record. NCBI's taxonomy places the organism in Eukaryota, Metazoa, Arthropoda, Insecta, Hymenoptera, Figitidae. The transcript is spliced from 4 exons. Bases 50 to 703 code for a protein of 217 amino acids.
AGUUAGUUUUGAAAAAAAUCUACAAAGAGUGUUUUUAGAGAGACAAAAAAUGUAUUUUUUUAAUCAAAUAUUUCUGGCAGUGUUUAUUGGAUAUUAUUUUUCUUUGACAAGAGGACAAACAUAUCAACAAUUAACUGAAGAUGAACUCAAAAAAUUGUGUGCAAAUAAUAAUGUACAUUUAGCCGAAUUAAAAACACUUCACAAUAAUGUACAGAAUUUAUUAACCAAUAGUAUCACACCAACUGAAAAUCCAACAAAUGAAACACAUUGUUUGGGCAUUAAUUUACAACAUUAUCUAAAGAGAGAAAUGCACAUAGUGGAAAAAUGUAUUAAUGGAACAAUUAAAUUAGAUAACAGUAGCAUUCAAGCUAUUAUUAAUGAAAGUGAAAGAAAAUUGUGUGCUCUCAGUAAACUUGCCUCGUAUGAAGAAUAUCUUGGAGAAACUUGUCUUAAUAGCACCAGAUCUGUAGAAUGUCAAUCUGAUGCUAUAGAGAAUAUUAAACUUGAAAAUGCAAAUGAAUUUUCAAAUUUAGGAUUAACGUAUACUGAAAAUGGAAGGAAAAAUUGGUUAAAAAUGUUUGAUUGCGCAAUAAAUGAAGUCAAUAAAUCAUGUGAUAUUUUGGCAAAAUUGAAACAUGAACAACUAUCAAAAAAAGCCACUGACACUAUAAAUAAUAGAAAAAAAGCAUUUCAACAAAGCUAAUAUAUAUAUAUAUAUAUAUAAAUUACUAUUAAAAAAUACAUGUAAUAAUUAUUGAACAAUUAAUUACUGGGAAUUAUUAAA